UGUCUCAUUUGGCUUGCUUUGUUUAAUAGAUCUGUGUUUUUAUUGACAAUGAAGACACAUACAAACUUGAAACUAUUCACUGAAGAUAUGUCUUCACAUUGUCAGUCCCACCGUACUGGCUCUGGAGUGAGGUGUGAUUGUGAAGCACUGAGCUGUAAAAUUGAUGAUUGAAAGGCUGAGAAUGAGCCGGCUGGCUGUGCUGACGGCCAUGCUGGCCAUGCUGGCCUUAGCCCAAGUGGCCAGCAGCCAAGAUGACAGUGAAAAACACUCUGCAGUUGUACCAGAACAGGAGGAGGAGUUGGCGGCGGUUAGCUCCUCCUCUGCCACCGAGAAGCCCAAGGGCUCCCUGGACGUCAGCUUCACCCACGGCUUCGUGGCGUCCCUCUCGGUCAUCAUCGUGUCCGAGCUGGGCGACAAGACCUUCUUCAUCGCGGCCAUCAUGUCGAUGCAGCACUCUCGGCUGACGGUGUUCCUUGGCGCCGUCGCCGCUCUCUUCACGAUGACCAUUCUCUCAGUGCUGCUGGGUUUCUCGAUUCAGAUCAUCCCCCGUGCGUACACCUACUACAUUUCGAGCGCUCUGUUCGCCGUGUUUGGUCUGAAGAUGCUGUACGACGGCUACCACAUGGGCCAGAACGAAGCCCAGGAAGAGUUUGAGGAGGUGCAGAGCGACCUGCGCAAACGAGAGGACGAGCGCACCAAGGAUUCCACGGACAUCGAGAGCGGCGUGGCGCGGCGGGGCAGUGUGUUCGCCUUCAUAUCGCGCGUGUUCAUCGAGGCGUUUACGCUCACAUUUCUGGCCGAGUGGGGCGACCGCUCGCAGAUAGCCACCAUCCUCCUGGGAGCCAGAGAGGACGCCUGGGGUGUGACCCUGGGCGGGUGUCUGGGUCACGCGCUCUGCACCGGACUGGCCGUGAUUGGUGGUCGUCUCAUCUCACAGCGUAUUUCAGCACGUACCGUGACCCUGGUGGGCGGCGUGGUAUUCCUGAUAUUCGCCGUCAGCGCUCUAUUCAUCAGUCCCGAGAGCUAGGUAUGAGCUCGGGGCCCGCGGUCCCUGCGGAGCCGGUGAGUUUCCCGGCUCGCCCGCGCGGCGGCGCUGCAGUCGCCGGCCGCUAGUGAAGCCGCGGCGAGCCGACCGACCCAGCCCUGUCUUCCCUGCCUCCGCGCCGGCCGCCGCGCUGGCCCAGCUGCUGGUGAAUGUAAUGAGGGGCUGCGGUGCCCUGAACGUCACUAGAAGAGCAGGGUAGGCCUGUGGGUACCGGCUGCCAUCGCACUAGAAUGUGGCGUUAGAAGAGAGCAGGGCUCAUCCGUGUGUCCCUUGGUAUUGGUUCCGUGUUGGACCCAGCCCAUAGGACUUGUUGACGACGAAGUUGUUUUGUAGGUGGAGGCCGGCGUAAAGCUGGCGUUAGCUAUUUGUGUCGGCAUUGAUGGACAUCCGUAGAGAUGUGAUGUCCUACUGAUAGAAUGUAGAGGGCUAGACUGUUGCAGUUUCCUAGGUGAAUGUGUUGUGAAAAUUACGGUCGUGACACAAAGUAAUUGUCAGGGAUUGUCAAAACACUAUUUUCGAACUAGGGGAAUUGGGUUUGGGAGAGCGAUGAAUAUUUGAUCAGGCGUGAACUAAUGUAAAAAGGACGCUGGUCUGAAUUAUUUACGGAUCAAAUGUCAACUCGUCAUUCACAACACUGUGAUUGCUUCUCAUACAGAUAUUAAUUCUCGUAAAUGCUUUGCUAGCACCUAUUGGUUAUUAGCGCGGUUAGGUACAAGCCAUAUUUAAACUCUCGCACGAGUGCAAUGCCAUGCCGACUGAGCUGUUACCGCCAUGGAUGUACCGUUUCACCGAAAACAAAAUUUACACCACGUGAAUGUGAUUUCUGCCAGAAAUACGCCAACUUUUCAUUCACGGGCCUACCAGCUAAACAAAGAUACGUUGCCAAACGUUUCAGCGGUCCUUUACAAGGGACCAGGCCUUGUCUCCGGCGGACGCUCAGUUCGGGCUCGAUUCGGUGUGCUCAAAUUACAAACUGUAUUAUUGUUUCCCCUAUUUAUUGAGCGUGUAGAGCGUCAGGAGAGGGAUGUUGCGGCGUCAGGAGAGGGAUGUCGCGGCGUCGGGAGAGGGAUGUCACGGCGCCCUCCGGCCGUUGGCGGGUGUGGGGAUUGGGGUGAGCUGUGUAUCGCUGUCAUGUAGUGUUUUAGAUCGCGCGGCUCUCUGUUUGUCUUUGUUGCAUUUGUCCUCUGGGUAUAGCUCUCUUCUCAUGGCAUAGCGUCGACCCUCACCAGCUAACGAUUAGCGCGUAAUGUGCAGAAUAUGUGCCCUGCCUUGCAUCGCGCCAUGUGGCAGCAAUAUCGUUGAGAUAUACUCAUUCUCUUCGUUCUACUUACCAACAAAAUCGUAUCACACCACCCUCGUAUGCACAUAAAUUCAUGUUUUACUCUACAGUCCAGAAUGCUGAGGUCGGUGGACAGAACUUGAGAAUCGGUGGGGUUGUUUGUGAGAUGUACUGUGUACUCGAGUGACGCUAAGGUGCAGGGGAUAUCGAUCUGUUCACGCUGGAACAGAUGGUGUCUUGUUGAAAUGGAACCGGACAUAAUUAACGAUAUUUGCAGUGUUUUAAUUUGGGCACAAUGAUUUCCUGAAUCAGCACUUUUCCGAUACAUGUUCCGGUGCGGUGAGCACCGCGCGAUUGUUUUGUUGAGUUCGUUUUCAGCGGGUGAAGGUGGGCGGAACUCGUGCUCCCAUUGCACGUUUGUGUUUCGUCCUGUUGCCCCGCCCUUGGUCGGUAUUUCCGACCUGGUUGUGUCGUCCGUUUCACACUGUGUCAACUGUGAUGUGAUGGCAUACACGGAAUAUACCGGUUAACGUGU
Amphibalanus amphitrite is the source of this 2859-nucleotide messenger RNA. Its product is annotated as transmembrane protein 165-like. The transcript has 7 exons. Bases 164 to 1027 code for a protein of 287 amino acids. The record is from RefSeq and is a predicted model, not a curated record. Gene Ontology annotation, cellular component: Golgi apparatus. Gene Ontology annotation, molecular function: manganese ion transmembrane transporter activity; calcium ion transmembrane transporter activity. Gene Ontology annotation, biological process: Golgi calcium ion homeostasis; manganese ion transmembrane transport; calcium ion transmembrane transport. Lineage: Eukaryota; Metazoa; Arthropoda; Thecostraca; Balanomorpha; Balanidae.